AUGAAUAUGGGAUAUUUAAAUUUUUUACCCAAGAAUAACAAUACAACCAGAGUUACAAUACUAUCACCGCAACUGAUCCCACAAUUAUGUCAUCAAAACAUACAAUACUUUGUCAAUGGAAAGGACUUUGUGUUAGCCGUGACCAAGGCUCAGGAUUUAAGGCCUUUUAGCACUAUUCAUCAUCACUCACGGCUCGUGAUUAACACAAAUAGGAUUUAUGCGUUUGGCAAUAAUGGCCGUGGUCAAUUGGCGCCAGCGAUAAUAACUUGUUUGAAUAAUCUAAAUAUCACACAAAUCAGUUGCGGUAGUUAUAAUACACUGGCGCUGACCGGUGAUGGCCGGGUAUACUCCUGGGGUGACAAUAGCUAUAAAGCAAUUGGCUGUAAAGGCGGCGGUGAUAUUGGUUGCGAUGGCAACAAUGAAAAUGUAAAUAACGAUAAUUUAAGUGAUACCGAAACCGUGUCGUGUAGUGAUGGUAAUUAUAAAACACAAUUCAUUGAGAUGUCAGCCAUAGGUUCGGGUGGUUUUGGGACUGUAUUUAAAGUAAAACAUAGAUUGGAUGAUAAGAUAUAUGCCGUUAAAAGAGUACUAUUUGGAGAUUUUAGUAAAGAAAAGAAACAAAAAAUCCUAAAAGAAGUGAAAUUAUUAUCAGAAUUGGACUCAAAAUUUGUGGUCAAAUAUUACAACUCGUGGUCCGAAGGGAAACAUAUGUUCAUUCAUAUGGAGUACUGCUCGCAAACACUCGGGUCUGUAAUCCGAGACAAACCCAUAGUAUUUGGCAGACAAUCGUCGGACGCAAUGAAUAUCUACGAGUAUUUUAUAUCGUGUGAAAUACUUCGGGAACUUUUGCAAUGUUUGCAAUAUCUUCACGGUUUGGAUCCGCCGAUCAUUCACCGGGACUUAAAACCCGAAAAUGUGUUAAUUGUUAGCAACACUAGUAAUGAUACGUUUGUAAAACUCGGUGACUUUGGUAUUGCCGUUAAACACAACAUGGUAUCCAUGAGCCAUACGGUUAGUGUCGGUUCAGCACAAUAUAUGGCACCCGAAGUGUUUCAAAGUCGAUACACAUCUAAAGUAGACAUCUAUAGUCUGGCAUUGGUUUCACAGCAUUUGUUUGAUUUAUUCAAUAUUGAUAAUCCUUUGGAAAUAUACAAUUUGACCGCAUUUUCGGCCAAUUUUAACAAACUGUAUGAAAUGAUUGGACAUAUGUUUCAGUCAAUGGCCGACAAUCGGCCGACCAGUAAUCAAGUACUACAGGAAUACAACUACUGGUCAGUCGAUAGACAUUUUAAGAUAUUUAGGAACUUAACUUAA
Medioppia subpectinata is the source of this 1314-nucleotide messenger RNA. NCBI's taxonomy places the organism in Eukaryota, Metazoa, Arthropoda, Arachnida, Sarcoptiformes, Oppiidae. The record is from the annotation of a GenBank genome assembly.